Hibiscus syriacus is the source of this 621-nucleotide messenger RNA. RefSeq names its product PH, RCC1 and FYVE domains-containing protein 1-like. The record is from RefSeq and is a predicted model, not a curated record. Bases 1 to 621 code for a protein of 206 amino acids. The transcript is spliced from 4 exons. NCBI's taxonomy places the organism in Eukaryota, Viridiplantae, Streptophyta, Magnoliopsida, Malvales, Malvaceae.
AUGUACACCCAUUAUAUUAGGAAAAGAAAAAGAAAUUUUAGUUGGUGUCUGAUUUGCAAGGAAAAAGUUGAGGCAGAGGUGUGGAUUGCAGGCCUCAAAACAUUAAUUUCCUCUGGUCAGAGUGGACGCUCCAAAAUUGAUGGCUGGAAUGAUGGAGGCCUUUACCUUGAUGAUGGCAGAGAUCUGACAUCAAAUAGCGCAAGUGACAGUUCUGUCAGUGCCACUCGAGAUAUUAGUUCCCCUGAAGUUUUUGUCAGUUUUAACCCUAACACUUCACCUAAGAGUUCACAACCUGAUAAUUAUUUUCAUUCUAAAAGGUCACAUGCAGCAUCAGAAGGCACAAAUAUGGAUGUAAAAGGAUCUGGUUCAUAUGCUUUUCGUGUUAGUGUUUCUAGUGCCCCAAGUACUUCUAGUCAUGGUUCUACACCGGAUGAUUAUAAUGCUUUAGGGGAUGUGUAUAUAUGGGGUGAAGUUAUCUUUGAUAGUGCUGUGAAGGUCGUUGCUGAUAAGAAUGCCAAUUAUUUGAGCAUGAGGGCAGAUGUACUUCUUCCCAGGCCUUUAGAGUAUAAUGUAGUUUUAGAUGUACACCAUGUAGCCUGGGGGUCAAGCAUGUUGCCCUAG